Myxocyprinus asiaticus (Chinese sucker) is the source of this 4043-nucleotide messenger RNA. Its product is annotated as probable phospholipid-transporting ATPase IA. The record is from RefSeq and is a predicted model, not a curated record. Gene Ontology annotation, biological process: phospholipid translocation. Lineage: Eukaryota; Metazoa; Chordata; Actinopteri; Cypriniformes; Catostomidae. Bases 309 to 3803 code for a protein of 1164 amino acids. Gene Ontology annotation, cellular component: plasma membrane. The transcript is spliced from 37 exons. Gene Ontology annotation, molecular function: ATP hydrolysis activity; ATP binding; magnesium ion binding.
AACUUGAGAUGCGUUAGCGCUCGCUCACAUUCACUGUUUAAAGCGCUCAUCGAUUCUUGCACGCGCUAGGGCGAUUUAAUGUUCAACUCCGGGCGCUGAUGCUGGAGACCGUUCUUCAGAGCGGAUGUAUUGCUGUUCAUCCACAACACCAUGAAUACAGACCCUAAAUAAAUGGUUACCGGUCAUAGGAGUGGAGGGAAAGCUAUUUUGGUGACAGCCACCGGCUCUUGAAAUUCCUAGACGGGAGGACUGAGAAACGCAACGCGGAGUUUUAAGCGUGUAUUUGACAGGUGCCAACGCUCGGAACGAUGCCGCCCGUACAGAGAGCUGUGUCGGAUCUCCGGUCCCGUGCUGAUGGCUAUGAAAAGACAGAAGACGCGUCAGAGAAGACCUCUCUAGCAGACCAGGAAGAUUCCAGACUAAUAUUCAUCAAUCAGCCUCAGUUCACAAAGUUCUGCAGUAAUCAUGUCAGCACUGCAAAGUACAAUGUGCUCACAUUCCUGCCUCGGUUCCUGUACUCCCAAUUCAGAAGAGCGGCCAACUCCUUCUUCCUCUUCAUCGCACUGCUGCAGCAAAUCCCUGAUGUGUCACCGACGGGACGAUGGACAACACUGGUACCGUUACUCUUCAUCCUGGUGGUGGCCGCAGUGAAGGAGGUUAUAGAGGAUCUGAAACGUCACAAAGCUGAUAAUGUUGAUAACAAGAAAGAGACACAAGUGUUGAGGAACGGAGCUUGGGAGAUUGUUCAUUGGGAGAAGGUUGUGGUUGGAGACAUAGUUAAAGUAAAUGGCAAAGAUUUCAUACCAGCAGAUGCUAUACUGCUGUCGUCCAGUGAACCUCAAGGAAUGUGCUACAUAGAAACCUCAAAUCUGGAUGGAGAAACAAAUCUGAAGAUCAGACAGGGUCUGCAGAUCACUGCAGACAUUAAGGACAUUGACAGUCUGAUGCGUCUCUCUGGACGGAUGGAAUGUGAGAGUCCCAACAGACAUCUGUAUGAGUUUGUGGGCAAUAUUCGCCUGGAUGGACACAGCACUGUUCCACUGGGUCCAGAUCAGAUCUUGCUGAGAGGAGCUCAACUCAGGAACACACAGUGGGUGCAUGGUAUUGUGGUCUACACAGGGCAUGAUACCAAACUCAUGCAGAACUCCACACGGCCUCCUCUGAAGCUGUCCAACGUGGAGCGCAUCACAAACUUUCAGAUCCUGGUGCUUUUCGGCUGUCUGUUGGCCAUCUCUUUGGUGUGCUCCAUUGGCCAGACCAUUUGGAAGUACCAGUUCGGCAAUGAUGCCUGGUACAUGGACCUCAACUAUGGCGGAGCAGCUAACUUUGGCCUGAACUUCCUCACCUUCAUAAUCCUCUUCAACAACUUGAUCCCCAUUAGUCUUUUAGUGACUCUGGAGGUUAUCAAGUUCGUCCAAGCUUUCUUCAUAAACUGGGACACUGACAUGCUGUAUGAAGCCAACAAUACACCAGCUAUGGCUCGCACCUCAAACCUGAAUGAAGAACUCGGACAGGUGAAGUACAUCUUUUCGGACAAGACGGGCACCCUGACCUGCAAUGUCAUGAAGUUUAAGAAAUGCACCAUUGCAGGCGUGGCCUACGGUCAUGCAGCUGAAGUUGAGGAUGGUAGUUUUGCGGAAGAGGACUGUCACAGCUCUCAAUCCACAGAGGAAUCUGAAUUUAAUGACCCCAGCUUACUGGAAAACCUCCAAAGCAAUCAUCCCACCACUCCUGUCAUUAUAGAGUUCAUGACCAUGAUGGCAAUAUGUCACACUGCUGUUCCUGAACGCAUUGAGGACAGGAUCACCUACCAGGCUGCAUCUCCAGAUGAAGGUGCUCUGGUACGGGCUGCACAGAACCUGGGCUUUGUGUUCUCUGGGAGAACUCCAGACUGUGUUAUUGUGGAGUCGCUUGGAGAGGAGGAGAAAUAUGAAUUGCUGCAUGUUUUGGAAUUCACAAGCACAAGAAAACGGAUGUCAGUCAUCAUGCGCACUCCAUCAGGAAAGAUCCGCCUUUAUUGCAAAGGAGCUGACACAGUGAUCUGUGAGCGAUUAGCUGACAGCUCCAGAUACAAGGACAUCACCCUUAAACACCUGGAACAGUUUGCCACAGAGGGUCUGCGCACACUAUGUUUUGCUGUGGCGGAUAUAUCAGAAUCAUCAUACCAGCAGUGGCUGGAGAUACAUCAACGCGCCUCAACGUCGCUCCAGAACAGAACACUCAAGCUGGAGGAAAGCUAUGAACUGAUUGAAAAGAACCUGCAGCUGCUAGGGGCCACAGCCAUUGAAGACAAACUGCAAGACAAGGUCCCAGAAACCAUCGAGACCCUCAUGAAAGCCGACAUUAAGAUCUGGAUUCUCACUGGAGACAAGCAGGAGACGGCUAUCAACAUUGGACACUCCUGCAAGCUGCUCACGAAGAAUAUGGGCCUGCUGGUGAUAAAUGAGGACACCCUGGAUGGUACCAGAGAGACUCUUAGCCGUCACUGUAGCAUGCUGGGAGAUGCUCUGCACAAGGAAAACGACUUGGCUCUCAUCAUAGAUGGAAAGACGCUGAAGUACGCCCUCACUUUUGGUGCACGCCAGUACUUCCUGGACUUGGCCCUUUCCUGCAAGGCUUUGAUAUGCUGCAGGGUUUCUCCUCUGCAGAAGUCUGAGGUGGUGGAGAUGGUGAAGAAACAGGUGAAAGUGAUUACAUUGGCCAUUGGAGAUGGAGCUAAUGAUGUGGGUAUGAUCCAGACCGCUCAUGUGGGUGUUGGCAUCUCUGGCAAUGAAGGACUGCAGGCUGCCAACUCAUCCGACUACUCCAUUGCACAGUUCAAGUACUUGAAGAAUCUUCUGCUGGUUCACGGCGCCUGGAAUUACAACCGCGUUGCCAAGUGCAUCCUGUAUUGCUUCUACAAGAACAUCGUACUGUAUAUUAUUGAGAUCUGGUUUGCGUUUGUGAAUGGCUUCUCUGGUCAGAUUCUAUUUGAGCGCUGGUGCAUCGGCCUGUACAAUGUGAUCUUCACUGCUUUGCCUCCUCUGACUCUGGGCAUCUUUGAGCGUUCCUGCAGGAAGGAGAACAUGCUGAAAUACCCCGAACUCUACAAAACCUCACAGAAUGCAAUGGGCUUCAACACCAAGGUCUUCUGGGCCCAUUGUCUGAAUGGCCUGUUUCACUCAGUCAUCCUUUUCUGGUUCCCCCUCAAGGCCUUCCAGCACGAUACUGUCUUUGGAAAUGGCAAGACACCAGACUAUCUCCUCUUAGGCAACAUGGUUUAUACAUUUGUGGUGAUCACAGUCUGUCUGAAGGCUGGGUUGGAGACGUCUUCCUGGACCAUGUUCAGUCACAUUGCCAUCUGGGGCAGCAUUGGAUUGUGGGUAGUCUUCUUUGGCAUCUACUCUUCUCUAUGGCCUCUGAUCCCUCUGGCUCCAGAUAUGUCAGGAGAGGCGGACAUGAUGUUCAGUUCAGGUGUGUUCUGGAUGGGCCUGAUCUUCAUCCCCAUCACAUCUCUGGUGUUUGAUGUGGCCUACAAAGUCAUAAAAAAGGUGUGCUUUAAGACCCUGGUGGAUGAGGUGCAGGAGCUGGAGGCGCUGUCCAAAGACCCAGGAGCUGUGGUGCAUGGGAAGAGUUUGACCGAGAGAGCCCAGCUCUUGAAGAAUGUCUUUAAGAAGAGUACCGUCAGUCUGUACCGGUCCGACUCCAUGCAGCAGAAUCUACUCCAUGGCUACGCAUUCUCGCAGGAUGAGAACGGAGUGCUCUCCCAGUCUGAUGUCAUCAGAGCCUAUGACACCACCAAGCAGCGGACCAAUGAGUGGUGAGAUCCAGCUUGCUUGGCCCCGCCCCCCUCUCAACGGUCACUCUACUUUUUAAAGGCUGACAGAGUGCUUAAGCCUGUCAAUUUAACUUUGGCCAGCCUAGGGCACACCCUGGGCAACAACGGAUACGAAAAGCAGUAUGAUAGGAAAAAAAAUAAAAAUCUUUUAGUGCUGUAGUUGUAUGUUCAACAGCACACACAAGCACUGUGCUCACAUAUUUUUGCCCAGUCUUCGGUCAGUAUG